Molecule: messenger RNA, 1084 nt
Organism: Theobroma umbraticum
Lineage: Eukaryota; Viridiplantae; Streptophyta; Magnoliopsida; Malvales; Malvaceae
Gene: RHA1
Product: Ras small GTP-binding family protein
Molecular function (GO): GTP binding; GTPase activity
Source: RefSeq, a predicted model, not a curated record
AAAAAUAGAACAGCGAUCGCUUUCGAGUUUGGGUUAAGACAUUGUGAGAGAGGGAGAGAGAGUAUAGUUUGGUUUGAGGGUUGAGGAGGAUCCUUCCCUUUGCCUUUACCCUUUUGCUUUAACACCCUCUUUCUUCGUCAACGCCUUCAACAAGCCACAACUCUCAAUUUUCUUUUUAAUUAAUACAUAUAAUUUCCCUAGAUCUGUUUUUGUUCGGAACAUAAAUCUGAUUACAGAGGAUCUCAUGGCCACCACUGGAAACAAGAACAUUAAUGCUAAAUUGGUUCUACUUGGGGAUGUUGGAGCUGGGAAGUCUAGUCUUGUGUUGCGCUUUGUUAAAGGACAAUUUGUCGAAUUUCAGGAAUCAACCAUAGGUGCAGCUUUUUUCUCCCAGACGUUGGCUGUGAAUGAUGCAACUGUAAAGUUUGAGAUUUGGGAUACAGCUGGUCAAGAGCGAUACCAUAGCUUGGCACCAAUGUACUACAGAGGAGCUGCAGCUGCAAUCAUUGUGUAUGAUAUAACAAAUCAAGCAUCAUUUGAGAGAGCCAAAAAAUGGGUCCAAGAACUUCAAGCACAAGGCAACCCUAAUAUGGUUAUGGCACUUGCUGGGAACAAAGCUGAUUUACUAGAUGCAAGGAAGGUGGCAGCUGAGGAAGCACAAACCUAUGCUCAGGAGAAUGGUCUUUUCUUCAUGGAAACUUCUGCAAAGACUGCAUCCAAUGUCAAUGACAUUUUCUAUGAAAUAGCUAAAAGAUUGCCUCGAGUGCAGCCAGCACAAAAUCCUGCUGGAAUGGUUCUCAUGGAUAGACCUGCGGAACGGACAGCAAGUGCAUCUUGUUGCUCUUAGGUGGUGGUUGCUGCCUGCCUGAAACUCCUAAGUAGCUCUUGUAAUGCUCUCCGUAAAGCAAAGUUUUAUCUUCCUUACUUUACCUUGUUCAUUCAGAACUGUACAUGCAUGUCGUCCAGACCCAUUAAUUGCGAUGGAGAUUGGUUUUUCUUGUAAAUUAAGUGUGGUAAUGGUAUGUUUAACUUCCAUAGUAUAACCUACAUGUUAAAAUAAAAAAGUGCCAUUUCCUGUGAUAAU